Clupea harengus (Atlantic herring) is the source of this 2184-nucleotide messenger RNA. Its product is annotated as apoptosis-associated speck-like protein containing a CARD. Gene Ontology annotation, biological process: inflammatory response; innate immune response; regulation of apoptotic process. Bases 1076 to 1462 code for a protein of 128 amino acids. The transcript has 2 exons. NCBI's taxonomy places the organism in Eukaryota, Metazoa, Chordata, Actinopteri, Clupeiformes, Clupeidae. The record is from RefSeq and is a predicted model, not a curated record.
CAGUCAUGUAAGUAACCAAUGAGAGACACUCUUCGCAUACUGUAGAGUUCGUGCGAGGAGCUAACGACUGGUCUUGGGUUGCAAAAGCAACAGUGAGGUAUUGGGUCGUUGUCUUAUCAUUGUGGUCGUCCACAUUUUAUUUGAAAGACCAUGUCAAAAAAGACGGUCAAAGAUAUGAUAACUAGCGCCUUGGAAGAUCUGCAGAAAAAAGACUUAAAGAAGUUCAAACUAAAGUUAUGCGAUCGUCAAGAAGAGCCGCGCGUCACCAGGCGGUCGGUUGAAGAAGCCGAUGAGAUGGACUUGGCUGAUCUUUUAGUAAAGAUAUGUACGGAGGCAAAGGCUGCACAACAAACUAUUGACCUCUUUACUGAACUUGGAUUCAGUGAUCAAGCAGAAAAGCUCAGAAAAGGUAAGACAGUCCACGGUGACGAAAACGACAACUGCCUUAGGCAUAAUUUUGACCAGCUCUAUUCUAUAUGCAGAUGUAAAAACAUAUAUCUUCUACAAAUUGGUAAAUACAAACGCACAAUGCUCUCGAUUUCCAACAUGAAAGCAUAUUUAAAAGAAAGAGCAUUUUUUUUCAGUUCAAGUAGAUCACUUCCUGAAAAAAUGUUCUAAGGGAUGGGCUUCCAAUGUUAAGUUUCACUUUAACAACAGUCUUCAGUUUUAGUUUCCCAAAGCCAGAUGGAUCAUAAACUUGAAGAGUUUCUAAAAGAUAAUUUUAGAUAAGCAAUGCAACAGGAAAAUUUAUAACGCAUGUACACUUUCCAGUUAACAUUAUUGAGUCAGUGUACCAUUUUGUUUAGGCCUACUGCCACAUGAACUAAUAGCUAUCUACAAGCACUGUUUUUCAGUCAGAAAACCCAAAGACACUAGAAAAGAUCAUUAAUGUGGAAGGAUGUGCAAAAGGUUUGUGUAUAGGAAUAGCCUAUAUGCUGGUGUAAUUAUGGUUGCCUCUCUUUUCAUCCAUUAUUGAUAAUGCAACCCUUACAUGUUUAUACUUGCCAUUUGACUUUGUAUGAAGACAUGAAAUGUGUAUGACAAAUUGUUAGUAGGCUAUAGGGAGACAGACUGUAUGAAGUGUUGGUAUGUGCUGGAUAGGCCUACUCAUUGUACCUCUUUGUGGUUAGAUGCUGUCGCUGCAGCUGGUUCAAGUCAAGCCAAUUCUGAGAGCCGGACAAAAUAUAUGAUCGGAGAUCAGCACUUCAUCGACAAGCAUCGCAUUCAGCUGAUCGAGAGUAUCUCCACGGUGUCACCCAUCCUGGAUCGUCUGAUGUUUAAGAAUGUCAUCACCCAAGAGAACUACAGUCACAUCCGCAGAAAGUCCACCAGUAAAGAUAGCAUGAGGGAGCUCUUUGAACUAGGCAGUAUUCGCUCCACUACAAAAGGCAAAGACUGCCUAUAUGAUGUGCUUAUGGAGUUAGAGCCCUUCGUCAUGGACGACCUGAAGGAAAGGUCGUAAUGCCAAGGAUUGUUCGUCUGUGUCACUAUUAGUCAAAGUCCACCCCGUGAACAGGUGUGUGAUGGCCCACCAAAACAUGUGCUUGACUAGGAGUUCUCAAUCCUGCCUUUAGGGGCCCCCUGUUUUUCACGGCAUCCCUUUAUCCCUGCUUCAAGGACACGUGAUUGAAGUCAGUGUAAUUACAAUGCUAUUGAUUAGCUCAACCAGGUGUGCUCGGCUAAUCAAGAGUGACACUGAUGAUUUAAGUAAGGUAUGCAGAGCAGGUAAACAUGGAAGACAUGCAGUACAGAGUCACCAGUGCACAGACAGACUCUCCUUUAACAAAGACCACACUUCUGUGAUGACAUACCCACCCAAUUAAUGUGUCAGAUUGUUUGGUGGGGCUCUACCUCUAGGUGUCAGCCAUCUCACACAUAACUAGUCAUGAAUAUGUCAGUACUGUUGGUGUGAACACUAGCAGCAUCUAGGUCCACCAGAGCCCAAACACAAGAUAAUUACCAAGUGUGGGCAGACUUUGAUUAUUAGUGAUUUGCAUGAUGGGGAAGAUUUGUCUCAAGUACAUAUUUUCAUCAUCAUUCAUAUCAUUCCAUGUUUUUUAUCAAGCUCUGUGUCAAACUGAAACAUGUCAUGAUUGAGACUAUCCAUUGUUAUUCCUUUGCCAACUAUUCAGUUGUGUUAGUCCUUGGAUGUCCUGCAAUAAAAUUAAGUCGUCUGCCCAUAAA